Molecule: messenger RNA, 786 nt
Organism: Lindgomyces ingoldianus
Lineage: Eukaryota; Fungi; Ascomycota; Dothideomycetes; Pleosporales; Lindgomycetaceae
Product: NAD(P)-binding protein
Exons: 2
Coding region: 1-786 (261 amino acids)
Molecular function (GO): oxidoreductase activity
Source: RefSeq, a predicted model, not a curated record
AUGGAAAUACACACCACUACAAGCCAUCUUCCACUACAAAACAAAGUGGCAAUUGUCACGGGUUCCUCUCGCGGUAUAGGAGCUGGCUUGGCGUUCGAGUUGGCGCGGAGAGGCGCCAAAGUAACGAUCGUCUACACUUCGUCAAAGAGUGAGACACUGGCUAAUGCUCUCGUUGCUAAGAUUGCAUCCCUUGGGAGUGGAAGCCAGGCAACAGUAGUAAGGGCAGAUCUCAGUCAAGUCGAUGCUGGGGAAAGGAUCGUAGAAGCGACACUGGCCGCUUUCGGAGACUCUAUUGACAUCUUGGUCAAUAAUGCGGGAUUAGAGUUCGACCGAUCGCUCCUCCAAACGACAGCAGAAGACUAUGCUGCAAUUUUCGACAUCAAUGUACGAGGAGCAUUGCUCAUGACGAAAGCGGUUCUGCCGCAUCUCCGAGUCCCAGGAAGAAUCAUCAACGUUUCGUCUGUUGGAGCCCGAUUUGGCUUUGCAAGGCUGGCACUAUACUCUGCCUCGAAAGCGGCACUCGAAGGACUCACGAGAGGCUUAGCGGCAGAGUUGGGAGAUGUUGGUCAUACAGUUAACGCCGUAGGGCCAGGACCUACAGAGUCGGAGAUGUUGGAUAACAUCCCCAAAGACAUUGUAGAGAUGCAGAAACGCUGGACUCCUGUUGGACACCGGGCAGGCACAGUCGAUGAUAUCGCACAGGUGGUUGGCUGGCUGGCCGAGGAACAGUCGAGAUGGAUCUCGGGACAAACCAUAUCCGCCAGCGGAGGGUUUAUGAUGAUGUAA